Plectropomus leopardus (leopard coralgrouper) is the source of this 755-nucleotide messenger RNA. The record is from RefSeq and is a predicted model, not a curated record. NCBI's taxonomy places the organism in Eukaryota, Metazoa, Chordata, Actinopteri, Perciformes, Serranidae.
UGGUCUUAGUGGUCUCAGUGUUCUCAGUGGUCUCAGUGCUCCCAGUGCUCCCAGUGGUCCCAGUUUUCCCAGUGGUCCCAGUGGUCUCAGUGGUCUUAGUGGUGGUCAGGGUGGUCUCAUUGGUGCCAGUGGUCCCAGUGGACCCAGUGGUCUCAGUGAUCCCAGUGGACCCAGUGGUCUCGGUGGUCUAAGUGGUCCCGGUGGUCUCGGUGUUCUCGGUGGUCUCAGUGGUCCCAGUGGACUCAGUGGAUUUGGUGGUCUCGGUGGUCCCAGUGGAUUCGGUGGUCUCUGUGGUCCCGGUGGUGUCGGAGGUCUCGGUGGUCUCGGUGGUCCCGGUGGUCUUGGUUGUCUCGGUGGUCCCAGUGGUCCCAGUGGUCCCAGUGGUCUCAGUGGUCUCAUUGGUGCCAGUGGUCUCAGUGGUCUCAGUGGUCCCAGUGGACCCAGUGGAGCCAGUGGUCUAAGUGGUCUAAGUGGUCUCGGUGGUCUCAGUGGUCCCAGUGGACUCAGUGGAUUCAGUGGUCUCAGUGGACUUGGUGGACUCGUGAUUUGGUCCAGUGUGCUCUUAGUCCUGACCGAGUGGACCAGUGGUCCAAGUGGUCUGAGUUGUCCCAGUGGUCCCAGUGGUCCCAGUGUUCUUAGUGGUCUCAGUGGUCUCAGUGGUCUCAGUGGUCUCAUUGGUGCCAGUGGUCCCAGUGGUCCCAGUGGACCCAGUGGUCUAAGUGGUCCCGGUGGUCUUGGUGGUCCCGGUGGUCUCA